Messenger RNA from Pyricularia oryzae 70-15, 375 nucleotides. RefSeq lists its product as uncharacterized. NCBI's taxonomy places the organism in Eukaryota, Fungi, Ascomycota, Sordariomycetes, Magnaporthales, Pyriculariaceae. The transcript is spliced from 4 exons. The record is from RefSeq and is a predicted model, not a curated record. Bases 1 to 291 code for a protein of 96 amino acids.
AUGGCCAAGGACGCCUUCGUUGCAGUGGGUGCAGGAUUAUCACCUUCCGAUUGGAAGGAAAAGAAGGAUACCAGCAAAAGGGACAAAUUUCGCGAAAAGGUUCGAGGCGACGCGGUCGCAACCCAUCACUCCGACGCCUUCUGUCUCAAGUUUCUGCGCCGUCUGGAUCGCGGAGUACCGUACGGAAGGAAGUACGAAGCUACGUUGGAUCAUUUCGUAAAUAGAGCCAGUCUACUGGUCCCUGGCAAGCAGAGUCAGUCGCGGUGGGAUAUGUCGUUUUUCGGCGAAUAGACUUUUGCUGGGUUCAGUUGACAGCGGGAACGUAUUUGCAAAUUCUUUAGAUCAACUAGCGCUAGUUCUAAUCCAGAUUUUGAC